AUGGACGGCAACAGUAGUUCUGGCCUCCUGUCCGCAUUGCCCUCAACCGCCGCCUCCUCAACCGCAUUGCCCUCAACCGCUCAACAGCCCAGUGCAAACAAAAGACUCCAACGGAAAUUGAUCCGACCUUGCCACGACAUCGUCCUGUUGAAAGAAGUCAUAAAUAUUUAUCCUUAUGGCGUUCCUCGCAACGUGCGAGCGGGAGCCUGGCAGCAAGGAGCGAAGAACGCAAACGAGGGUUGCCGUGAAGUGAUCUUUGAUGAGCGCCGUGCGCGAGAUCGCACCAAACACCUGGUGGAAACUAUGCGACGUGCCGAGCAGGAAUCUCUGCGCACCUCCGGCAAAGAGGAAGAGUACGAUGAGCGGGAGCAGCUUCUUACAGAUCUCAUUGAGAUGAUUGAUGAGGGGGAGGUUCUGAAGACGACUGACAAAGACAAACGUGAUAGGGAGGAAGCGCAGGGCAAGCUGUUGCGGGCUCAAGCGCUUGAAGCCCUUGGCUCAUGCUCACAGUUGGCGUCAGGGUACAGUAGCCACGAGGAAAAUGAGAUGCCUCAAAGCGCCAAAAAACGAAGGCGAGGGUUAGAUUUGGACAUGCAGGAGUGGUUGAAGGAGGAUGCCAUUGCACAUAGUCGUCAACUCGAUCUGGAAGAGCGACGCAUUGCAGCGGAAGAGAAACGCAAUGAACAGAUGGACACACUUAUCCAGUUUUUGUUUCGUUGGGAUGGAGGUAUUUAG
Molecule: messenger RNA, 735 nt
Organism: Fimicolochytrium jonesii
Lineage: Eukaryota; Fungi; Chytridiomycota; Chytridiomycetes; Spizellomycetales; Powellomycetaceae
Exons: 1
Coding region: 1-735 (244 amino acids)
Source: RefSeq, a predicted model, not a curated record